AUGCGUGUCAUUCUAGUUUAUCUGAUCUAUAUGGCGGCAAUCGUCUCCGCCAAUGCUGCAGAGAGUUGGGAGGACUCACCAAUACUCCCAGUGGCUCGGCGUGAUGACCAUGCUCUUCUUGCAAGGGGCCAUCCGGGCACUGGUGCAACUAGCACAGUGCCUUCGCCAACUUCAACGCCUUGUGAAAGCUCUACAAGCACACCACCACCUUCAACGACCUCCACACCUUGUGAAAGUUCUACGAGCACACCGCCACCUUCGACAACUUCCACACCCUGUGAGAGCUCUACAAGCACACCGCCACCUUCGACAACUUCCACACCCUGUGAGAGCUCUACAAGCACACCGCCACCUUCGACGACCUCCACGCCUUGUGAGAGCUCCACAAGCACACCACCAUCACCACCUUCCACAACUUCCACGCCUUGUGAGAGCUCCACAAGUACACCACCACCACCGCCGCCUUCAACAACUUCCACACCCUGUGAGAGUUCUACGAGCACACCACCACCUUCGACGACUUCAACACCCUGUGAGAGUUCUACGAGCACACCACCACCUUCGACGACUUCAACACCUUAUGAGAGCUCUACAAGCACACCACCACCUUCGACGACUUCCACACCCUGUGAGAGUUCUACGAGUACAUCGCCGCCUUCCACAACCUCCACACCCUGUGAGAGUUCUACAAGCACACCGCCGCCUUCCACAACCUCCACACCCUGUGAAAGCUCUACGAGCACACCGCCACCUUCGACAACUUCCACACCUUGUGAAAGUUCUACAAGUACGCCGCCAGCUUCCACAACCUCCACACCCUGUGAGAGUUCUACAAGCACACCACCACCCCCAGCUUCCACAACUUCCACGCCUUGGGAGAGCUCUACAAGUACACCACCACCACCGCCGCCUUCAACAACUUCCACACCCUGUGAGAGUUCUACGAGCACACCACCACCUUCGACGACUUCAACACCCUGUGAGAGUUCUACGAGCACACCACCACCUUCGACGACUUCAACACCUUAUGAGAGUUCUACAAGCACACCACCACCCCCAGCUUCCACAACUUCCACGCCUUGGGAGAGCUCUACAAGUACACCACCACCUUCAACAACCUCCACACCCUGUGAGAGUUCUACAAGCACACCACCAUCACCACCUUCCACAACUUCCACGCCUUGGGAGAGUUCUACAAGCACACCACCAUCACCACCUUCCACAACUUCCACGCCUUGUGAGAGCUCCACAAGUACACCACCACCACCGCCACCUUCAACAACCUCUACACCCUGUGAAAGUUCUACAAGCACACCACCAUCACCACCUUCCACAACUUCCACACCUUGGGAGAGCUCUACAAGUACACCACCACCUUCAACAACCUCUACACCCUGUGAGAGCUCUACGAGCACGCCUUCACCUUCGACAACUUCCACAACUUCCACGCCUUGGGAGAGCUCUACAAGUACACCACCACCUUCCACAACCUCCACAUCUUGGGAAAGCUCUACCAGCACACAGCCAGCUUCAGUCACGUCCACAUCUUGGGAGAGCUCUACGAGCACACCACUUCUACCCGGCUCCACAUCUAUCACGACUAUCACAACUACUUAUCUGACAACCACUUGUCCUGGGACUGCAUCUACCACCCCUGAGGUUUUGCCCUCCCCAGAAGUCUCUUCCAGUCCUUCGACUGCCCCGGCCCCGAUUCCCACAUCCCAUUACAAUGGUGCCACAUCCCAGUUCAAGAACUCUCUUGCCGCUCUCCUGCCCGGCGUUGUUAUUGCUGCAGCGCUGGUCUAG
Messenger RNA from Penicillium chermesinum, 1806 nucleotides. RefSeq lists its product as uncharacterized. Bases 1 to 1806 code for a protein of 601 amino acids. The record is from RefSeq and is a predicted model, not a curated record. Lineage: Eukaryota; Fungi; Ascomycota; Eurotiomycetes; Eurotiales; Aspergillaceae. The transcript has 2 exons.